Molecule: messenger RNA, 723 nt
Organism: Gryllus bimaculatus (two-spotted cricket)
Lineage: Eukaryota; Metazoa; Arthropoda; Insecta; Orthoptera; Gryllidae
Source: the annotation of a GenBank genome assembly
AUGAGGCGGCCGUUCACGGUGCUGGGGCUGGUGGCAGCCUACGCACUGUUUGUGACGCGUCUGGGCCCCUGGAUGAUGCGCGACCGGAAGCCUUUUAAACUCAAAAGGACACUCAUCGUGUACAACGCCCUGCAGAUCAUCGCCAACGCCUACGUCUUCUACAUGGUUGGAUCUCAAUUUUGGUUUUCGACCUACAGUUGGCGGUGCGAACCAAUUGACACUUCGAAUUCACCCAGUGCUCUAGAGAUGAUCCGGCUGAUAUAUAUUUACUUCUGGUUGAAGAUAGCCGAUUUAUUCGACACCAUAUUUUUCGUUCUACGCAAGAAAAACCAACAAAUCUCUUUCCUGCACUUGUAUCACCACAGUAAUAUGGUGAUUCUUGUGUGGGCCGGCCUGAAAUAUUUUCCAGGAGGCCACGGGACAUUUUUGGGUUUGCUCAACACGUUCGUGCAUGUUUGCAUGUACACUUAUUACCUCAUUGCGGCAGUAUACCCUCAUAAUAUCUGGUGGAAGAAGUACGUGACACAGCUUCAACUGGUUCAGCACACGAUGGUAGGGCUGCAUCUGGCGCAGCUGUUCGUGUCCAACCCCUGCAACUUCCCGAUGUUGGGGCCGCAGUUGUUGGUGCCACAGUGCAUUUUUCUCGUCCUCCUCUUCUCGCACUUCUAUCAGCGCACAUACGGCCGGAAGGCGGCGCAGGACACUAAAGCCAAGGCCUCCUAG